Xiphias gladius (swordfish) is the source of this 3607-nucleotide messenger RNA. RefSeq names its product multiple epidermal growth factor-like domains protein 9. NCBI's taxonomy places the organism in Eukaryota, Metazoa, Chordata, Actinopteri, Istiophoriformes, Xiphiidae. Gene Ontology annotation, biological process: axon guidance. Gene Ontology annotation, molecular function: extracellular matrix structural constituent. Gene Ontology annotation, cellular component: basement membrane. The transcript is spliced from 6 exons. The record is from RefSeq and is a predicted model, not a curated record. Bases 109 to 1971 code for a protein of 620 amino acids.
ACAGCAGCGUACGCCGCCGGGGGACAUCAAUGGUGGAGUACGCAUCUAUUCAGGGAAGGGUCUGAGAGAGACCAUUACUGAGGCUUACAUGGAGAGCUGAAACUGAAUAUGAGGUUAACGUCCUUAAUGAUGUACAUAUCUCCGGUUCUGCUAUUUAUUUUGUAUGUAUAUAUUGGAUUUUCUGAAGCUGCACCUCGCAUCAGUCCCUACGAUGCGUCGCCAAUCUCCAGGAAGCCCGGCUCAGCCUCCGACACCUGGGAGAUCUUCCACACCGACAUGCCUAGUACUUUACCCGAGAGCAGGUUCGCUCUCGGCCCUCUAACCAGACCCACACCGUCUUCAGCCAUUGUUUCUGCCGGCACGACCACCACUACAAGCCCUGUCUCUAAACUUGCGACCACCUUCCAGCCUCCUACAACGGACCCGACCACGACCACUACCACUACUACAACUACCAAAACCGAUACUGGAAUAAUUUCAGCCAUUAAAGAACAAAUAACAGCGCCGAUUUUUAGAUUAACCAGUGCACGCAAAAGAUCCACCGAUGCACAAACAUCCCUUUUUGCUCCGGAGAAAAUGCUGCAGACCAUGGUGUCCAUGGUUUCCCAGCGCACAGCAAACGAUGCCUGGGCUGCAGAUAAUAUUGGCACAUUUGUUACCUCAAUAGAGAAUAGUCAAGAGGACCGUUGUAACUGCAGCAGUGGUGGUGAGGGGAUUUUGGAUCCAGACGAAUGUGACCAGGGCACCGGUCAGUGUUCGUGUCUGUCAGGAUACACUGGUCUGCAGUGUGAGGACUGCGAGGAGGGAUACUUCACCAAUGGCACCAGCGGCUGCCUGCCCUGCGCCUGCGACUCCUUCGGCGCAGUGAACCAAUUCUGUGAUAGCUCAGGGAUAUGUGUGUGCAAGACAGGAGUGUAUGGACCUAAGUGUGAUGAGUGCCAUCCAGGUUUCUUCCACUUCAGCAGUACUGGCUGCCGGCCAUGCCAGUGUCACAGCCACACCAGCUACUGCCAUCCACAGUCCGGAGUGUGUCUGAACUGUGAGGGCAACACACAGGGAUCCAACUGUGAGGAGUGUAAGCCUGGUUUCUACCGCAGCCCUGGAACCGCUUUCACCGAAGCCUGUGCACCGUGUCCCUGCUCUAACUCAACGUCUACUGGCACCUGUCACACUGAUUCCACCGGCUCCCCAGGGUGUGACCAGUGCCUCCCCCAUUACAGUGGCCCGCAGUGUGACAAGUGCAGUGCCGGCUUCUACAAAACAUCUGGGGCUUGUGUUCCAUGUGACUGUAGUGGGAAUGCAGACCCUCAGGGCCCCGCCCAGCUCUGUCACCCUGACACUGGCCACUGCUUCCGCUGCAUCAACAACACCACCGGCCCCCAGUGCCAGCUCUGUGCUCCUGCAUACAUAGGGGAUGCCCGAGCACGUAACUGCACCCGUCCAACACCCCAGCCUAUUCCCACACCAGCAGAUACAGCCACAACACAGCCCCCCACAUCAAGUACAUCCUCCCCUUCCAUAUAUACCACAAGCACCACUUUGACCACCACUGCAGCAAGAGGCGUCCCAGCCUCCACAUCUAGCAGCAACACAAGCACUGCACUGACCACCACUGCCACCAGCCAGGCCCUCCUGACCAGCCUGCGCAGCCCCACUGACAACACCACAGCAGCCCUGACAGAAGUCUCCUGGACACAGUUCAACAUCAUCAUCCUGGCUGUCAUCAUUCUGGUGGUGCUGCUGCUGCUGGGCUUUGUUGGAGGCGUGUACACCUACCGGGAGUACCAGAACCGCAAGCUCAAUGCUCCUUUCUGGACCAUAGAACUGAAAGAGGACAACAUCAGCUUCAGCAGCUACCACGACAGCAUCCCCAACGCUGACGUGUCAGGCCUGCUGGAGGACGAGACCAACGAGGUGGCACCCAACGGCCAGCUGGCACUGACUACACAGGGCAACUGCUACAAGGCUUAGCACUCCAUCCAUCCCCAAGAUGGACACCCAGAUUUACAGAUGACACAAAGCUGCUGGAAAGUACCAAAUCCAAAGCUCCUUCAUGUAUGACUGCUUAUUGUUACCCUGCUCAGCUAUGACACUUCACAACACUUGGCAAACUGACAGUGCGAUCAAGCAGAUAUGAUCAAAGAUAUGAAAGAAUUUCCACUUGAAACUUUUUCCUUUUUUGAUAUGAUUUUGUGUGGAAUGGGUGAUCAGUGAAAAGGAUCCAAAGAAAUAAGGGUGUUGUUUAUAUUUUGCCUGAGAAGGCAUUAAUGUGCAGAUUAGUUAGGUAAUUGGCAUCUCAUGAGACAGGUGCAAAGCAUAUACCUGUUAGAGAACACCAGUUAGAGAACUUACAGGAGCCUAACAUUUCAGAUAUUUUCUAAAAUGGACUUUUGACUGUUUAAGUUAUAACUGGAUCACGUGGAACAGUGAUCUUAAAAUGAGACAAUGAUUGUUAUUUAAUUAAUUUUUAUUCAGUUCUUAUUUAUUGGUCAACAUUUCAUCCUUGGGAAGAAAUUUUACAUGUAAGAUGUGUUUAUUCAUGGUGUUUUAUCUUAUGUGCUGUCGAAUGAUAAUUUGAAUUACCCAGUAUGUUCUUAUGUAUAGUUUAUGUAUUUUGGAGAGUCAUAAGGGAAGAUGAGGGCUGCUGGCACAAAUAUUUUAACAACCUCAUCUUUUGUUUAUACCUUCCUUUUUGUUAAAGUGUGCCAGCUCACCUGAAGUAUCUAAGAGGAGUGUUUCUUUUAAAGAUACUACAACUACCAUGUAUAAACUCUCACAUUUGGCACUACUGCAGGUCUUGCGUAAACUGCCAUAAUCUGCUCGUAAUCUAAUCUGCUCUUUGCUGCCUACCUCAGCAAAAGUUGAAAAAAACCAUUUGAAAAAUGCUUCACACAUGUGUAUGUAGAGGUUUGGUUCUGUGACUCAGUCUCAGAUGUUAGGACCAUUUGAUGUCUAAAACAUAAGAGUAUUGUAAUGAUACUGUUGUUACCAGCCUGCACAUUGUAAAAAAUCCUCAGCCUACUGGUCAUUGUUAUCGUACUGUCAAGUUGCAUCAGCUAGAACAGUGAGUUGCUGUACAAUCAAUGCACUUGAAGGCUUCACACCUGAUCCUGGACAUGGAUCCUGUGUUUUCUGUGUUGUUUAGGUUGCCAUUGGUUGGGUGUGCUUCUUUUAACCAUUGUGAAUGAGUAAAGCGAAUUAUGGAACUAACUCCUCAGGUACUGGCUCCUUCCCUAAUGUGAUCACUGUAAAUAUGAUUACUGUACAGAUGAAUGUGAAUAGUAACACUAAUGUACAGGUAGAAUACUGUGUGUACACUCAACAAGCCCCCAACCUUUCACUCUUUCACUCUUUAUUUUUAUUUCUUAUUAUCAGUGGACUUGGCCAUAUAUGCAACUGCAGGACUAAAAAGCACCACCCAGAAUUUAGAACAAAGAAUUAAAUGAUGUAAAUAAUACACCAACGUCGGAGCUAACUCUCAAAUAAAAAUUGGUUUAACUCUUGUCUUUGCAUUUCUCACAUAUCUUUAAUUUAAGUCACUGCCACAUUUUAAAAAUCCCCUCUAGAGGUGUUUGAAGACACAUAGAGAUAUUCUGCUUGGAGUAAC